AUCCUGAUCCGCUCCAUACAUUCCAAUUUUCCUCCAUCAUCUCCCUGUUCCUCUGCCCCUCUGUAUGUGAUCAACUGUAACCAAAAUCCCGUUUGGUUUAGCUUUGACCUCCUCGCUUCUGAGCCGUGCUAAAAGCUUUGGCACCACCCGAACCGAACCGGUUCCACGAUGCGGAGUUAAACGCGCCCUGAUACGCGCCGCUCCCCGGAUUUGACUCUCGGAUCCUCGGAUCGUUGGGUAUGAUGAGUCCGCGCUUAUGGAGAGUCCUGCUCUGCACGACCGUUCUCCUCCAGCUGGUCACGGCUGGCAAAUACGGCUGUCUGUUUGAGAAGAGGCUUUGCUCCAGAGAGCAGUUCUGCUCUGACGACAAGCUGUUUGGCCAGUGUGUGAGAUCCAGGCAGGAUGAGGUUCAGUACCAGGCGUCUGUGGCCGUACUUCAGAGACUGCAGGAAGUACUCAAGCAGCUGAUGAUGCAAGGGUUCUCCUGGCAGGACGACAUCACUCAGCGCAUUAUAGCGAAGGAGCUGAGUCGCAUUCCUCACUCUCGUACCCAAAACCCUCAGCCGGCACAGUCGUCCCACCCUGCUACUAAAAAGACCCACUCAAGCUCCAAGUCUGAACCCAGUGUUCCCCAGAAUUAUAUGGACUAUAUGAUCCUAGAUCCUCGCCAGUCCUCUUCUGUUCGCAUGCAAGCCUUACCGCUGGAUUCAUACACGUACCUACAGGAGGACAUGACACACUCUCUACACCCUCACGCCAGCGCAGGCUAUCAGCGCCCCUCGUCUCGCUCCGGCUCACAGCAGCAUCAGCGGGACCGAGACCGGCAGCUCCUGGAGGACGCCGUCUCGCUCUACCUCUCCUCCUCACAGCCCUCUUUUCACCAUCGGGGGGCAGCAGGUCUCCCCGCUGCCCCUUAUUAUGAGGACUUGGACUUCCCAUUGGAUUAUGGGGAGGACUACACCCUGCACGAGCGACCCAGCUCACGGCAGCGGACUAACAAAAAGCUUCUGCAGGACUACGGCUCUCUGUCUGGCCUGGACGAUGACUCGGUGGUGCAGCUGGCCGGCGUGUUGAAGAGGUUAGGGGUCGAUCCACAGGAGCUCAGCCCUCAGCAGUUGAGCAAAUUCGCCCUCCUACUGCACCUUCUGCAGUCGUCCGAAAACACUAACACAGAUCAACAACCAGGAACAGUAAUACUGAAGGAAACACUUGUAGAGGGCAGUGACUCUUUGUCACAGAAAGCUGCCAAACCUGCAUCUCCUAUAGAGACGCGACCCACCGCCCCGGGUCACCAGCUGGCCCCUACGCCGUCCCCCUCCACAUCAGCCCCAGUCACCGUGGUUCGAGGCCCUGAAGCCCCCACACUCGGACCAGCGAAGGAGACAGAGAAGACCCACACCAAAUUGAAACCAGGGGCCAAGGAUGGCACAGAGGAAUACGGCUACAUAGUCACAAACCAGAGCCCUCUGAGCCUGUAUGACGGGGUAAAACUGCUGGAAACGCUGGCAAAACGGAUCCACCUCACAACAAGCAGCUUUAUUAACAUCAGCGUGGUGGGGCCUGCACUGACAUUCAGGAUCAGGCAGAACUCUCUGAAUCUAAGUGCAGAGGAUGUGGCCAAUAAAGCUGUGGUUGAGAAGAAUUUCUUGGAGGGCGAGACGGGACUGAAGAUCAUUCAGACCGGAGUGGGAGAGAGAAGCGACGGGAGAGGGCUUCCCCAGGCUACACGGAUCAACGAUGGCUCACGUGGUGUCAUCCUCACCCUGGUGGCCAUGGCGUGUGUGGGCGUGGUGGUGCUGGUCGCCUUAACCAUCGCUUGUCUACGUCACCAUGCUCGUCAGCUAGCGUCUGGCAAGUUAGGGCUCGGUCCUGAGGCGGGCACCGAGACCCACUUCGAUUACCAGGAGCUGUGUCGCCAGCACAUGGCAGCAAAGUCAUCGUUCAGUCGUCCAGAGCCGGGUGGACGGAGGGGGACGGACACAUCUCGAGUGAGCAGUGUAUCGUCUCAGUUUAGCGACGGACCACAGCACAGUCCCAGCUCUCACAGCAGCACGCCAUCGUGGAGCGAAGAGCCUGCCCAGUCCAACAUGGACAUCUCCACUGGACACAUGAUACUGGCAUACAUGGAGGACCAUCUGAAGAACAAGGAUCGUUUGCUGAAGGAGUGGGAGGCUUUGUGCUCGUAUCAGGCUGAACCCAGUUCUGUUUCUGUUGCCCAGAGUGAAGCUAACCUUGAGAAGAAUCGGUACCCUGACUUUGUGCCCUAUGAUCAUUCCCGAGUAAAGCUGAAGCCUGAGACGAACCCCAGUAAAGAGGACUACAUCAACGCCAGCAUUAUUAUUGACCAUGACCCUCGCAUGCCUGCUUACAUUGCUACCCAAGGCCCCCUGCCGCACACCAUCGCUGACUUCUGGCAGAUGGUAUGGGAGAAUGGCUGUACAGUGAUUGUGAUGAUGACAGCUCUGGUGGAAGAUGGAGAACCGCAGUGCGAGCGCUACUGGCCUGAUGAAGGAUCGUCUCUGUACAACAUCUAUGAGGUGAACCUGGUGUCAGAGCACAUCUGGUGUAAGGACUUCCUGGUGCGUAGCUUCUACCUGAAAAAUGUGCAGACGCAGGAGACCCGCACACUGACCCAGUUCCACCUGCUCAGCUGGCCUGCAAACGGCAUCCCCACCUCCACACGCCCCCUGCUGGACUUCCGCAGAAAGGUGAACAAGUGCUACCGAGGCCGGUCCUGCCCCAUCAUCGUGCACUGCAGUAAUGGCACUGGAAGAACUGGAACUUACAUCCUCAUUGACAUGGUCCUAAACCGCAUGGCCAAAGGUGUUAAGGAGAUCGAUAUUGCUGCAACACUGGAGCACAUCCGUGAUCAGAGGCCGAGUAUGGUGCGCACCAAGGACCAGUUUGAGUUUGCCCUCACAGCUGUGGCAGAGGAAGUGAAUGCCAUCCUGAAAGCCCUUCCACAGUGAGCCAUUCUACUGCGUGGCACUACGUCAGUAUGCAUCCUGCCCUCCCUCACUCACACCAAGCAUUUACAUGGACAAUACCAUGCUAACGAUUUCCUCUAAUGCAUAACCACGGCCUUACACACUACAGAUACAUGAACAUGAAAUACAUGAAAUUUACUAGGCAGCACUGUGUGUGUGUGUGUGAUAUACUGUGGAUGAAGCUGGAAGGAUGACAUUGUAAAAUACUACAUGAGCUUCAGGUACUGAUACACACGGAGCCUUUUAGCAUAUCUGUUUUUUUCUGGAAAUUGAUGUUGCCAAUACAGACAAUUUAUCAUGAAAACACAUCUAGUCCUAUUUAGGAAAACGUGAUUAUAUGUCCACACAGAGAGGAAACUGGAACAUGUGAUGACUCUUUUUAGAGAGAUGUAUUGCCCAUCGUUCAUCCAGUGCAAGGUGUCGAACGCAUCACUCAACGUGCUUGCUUUUGUUCUCGUGUUCUCGAUGAUUGUGGAAACAUUCCGUUGUGUGAUACUUGUAAAUAAUCCAUUAAGUCUAUUUGUUUAUUCCUGUAGCAAAUGUGUGGAAAAUUAUACAAAAAGAGAAAUAUAUAUAUGCCUAUAAAUCUGACUUUAUUUUGAAUUAAAUGUGAUGUGGUACAGCA
Trichomycterus rosablanca is the source of this 3612-nucleotide messenger RNA. It is a transcript of the gene ptprna, whose product is annotated as protein tyrosine phosphatase receptor type Na. Gene Ontology annotation, molecular function: protein tyrosine phosphatase activity. Bases 240 to 2969 code for a protein of 909 amino acids. Lineage: Eukaryota; Metazoa; Chordata; Actinopteri; Siluriformes; Trichomycteridae. Gene Ontology annotation, cellular component: secretory granule; synapse. The transcript has 23 exons. Gene Ontology annotation, biological process: insulin secretion involved in cellular response to glucose stimulus; protein dephosphorylation; regulation of secretion. The record is from RefSeq and is a predicted model, not a curated record.